Messenger RNA from Salvia miltiorrhiza (redroot sage), 3296 nucleotides. RefSeq names its product BTB/POZ domain-containing protein At3g44820. The transcript is spliced from 5 exons. Gene Ontology annotation, molecular function: protein binding. Bases 987 to 2888 code for a protein of 633 amino acids. The record is from RefSeq and is a predicted model, not a curated record. NCBI's taxonomy places the organism in Eukaryota, Viridiplantae, Streptophyta, Magnoliopsida, Lamiales, Lamiaceae.
UAUGUGAGUGUUUUGUGAGGCAAGAAUGACAAAAUUUAUUAAUUUAUCACUAUUACUAGUUAACAAAAUGUAAUUAAUAUUGAAAAUCUCGUCAGUUCAGGAUUCAAAGCUCAGUAAUAUAUUCCACGAUUCUAAAUUUUACAAAAAAUAAAUAAAUAAUUUUUUCAUAAAACCUACCCCAAUGUUAUAAUAUAUCAAAAAAAAUACCGAAGAAUGUGAAUUGAAUCUAAUAAGACUUGUUAAUUUGAAAGGGGAGAGAGUCUAGUAUUCGAGUAUUUUCAAUUCUUAAUUCUCGACGCAUGCGCACUAGAACCGAAGUCUCAAUCUCCUCGGAUCUUGGACCUCUGUGUUUUCGUCCCUUCCACUCCACCUGUUCGACAAAAUGCCUCAGCACAUGUUACACCACAAUUCUCCCACUGCUGUCAAUAUGAUUGCCCAUGUUUUGUUGUCCCUUUAUUCUUUGUCCACAAGUAUGUAGGUUUUUUUGAGAAAAAGUAUGCAAGUGUUUAGCUGGUAAAGCAUGAGUUAUCCAUCUUAUUUAUUAUGCUUGUAUUAAACAAGAAUUAAAAAUGCAAACUUGAUACCUUUUCCUUUAAGGUUCUCUCAUAUUUUCGUCAAGCCGGUUUCUUGUCUUCUCUGGAUUCUGUCUUUAUAUUAGAGUAAGAAUAGCUUAAUAGAGUAAAGUAUGCACCAUAGUGUGGCCGCGUAUUUAGGAACAGUGGGUUGGGCUUUUGAUGAGCCGAAACACAGACAGCGGGGCUGUAAAGAUGGAGUCUUUAUGAGUCAUAAUUGCUGUUUGUUUUCGCUAAUCAUAAUCAUGACCCGAAAUUGACCGGGGUCUCUGAUGUUCUGAGGUGAACUCAAAAUUGAAAUGAUGGGAACCCUCUGCCUUUAUUGUUUGGAGGGGGAGAAUGGAUUUGAAUUGGAUUGAGGCAUUUAUUGGAGAAAAAGAGGAGUUUUGUUGAACAAGUGCCUUUUACCGAUUGAUGGCUCCUGCUGGGAGAACUUCUGGAUUCCAUCGUCAAGGAAAUGACUGGUUCUGCAGUUCAAGUUUGCAAAGUGAUAUAACAGUGGUGGUGGACGACGUAAAGUUCCAUCUUCACAAGUUUCCUCUCAUUGCAAGAUGUGGGAAGAUAGCAACUAUCUUUGAAGAGUCUGAAAGUUCCACUGAGACAACAUUGACAGUACCGCUUGAAGAGUUUCCUGGUGGUGCCGAUACGUUUCUCAUUGUAGUCAAAUUCUGCUAUGGUGGGAGGGUCGAGCUCACACCGAAGAACAUAGUAAUUUUGUACUGCGCUGCGGAUUAUCUUUCUAUGACUGAUGACUAUGAUGAAGACAAUUUAUUGUCCAAAUCAGAAAGUUAUUUCCAUAAGCAUAUCCUAAAAGACUGGAAAGGUUGCAUUUUGGCUCUCCAAAGCUGUGAGCUAGUUAUUCCAAGAGCCGACGAACUUCAAAUUAUAAGUAGAUGCAUCAAUGCGUUGUCUGUAAUGAUCUGCACUGAUCCCUCGUUGUUUGGAUGGCCUAUGAUGAUGUAUGGGAGCUUACAGAGUCCUGGAGGGAGCAUUCUGUGGAAUGGGAUAAAUACCGGUGCAAAGAUCCAUAGUAAUGAAUCAGAUUGGUGGUUUGAGGACGUCUCAUAUCUCUGUGUCGAGUUGUUUGAGAGACUGAUUCAGACAAUGGAAGCCAAAGGAAUAAGUCCGGAGAAUUUAGCACGCUCCAUAAUGUACUAUUGUAAAAAGUAUCUUCCAGGAUUGGGCCGAUGGCAGGGAGGGCAGAGUGGUCUGUCGAGGACAGUUGCUAGUUUCAGCAUGAUGCCUGCCAAUGUUAAUCAAGAUGCUCUUUUGCGGAGUGUCAUCAAACUGCUGCCCGAGAAGAAGGGAAAAUCUUUUUGCCGAUUUCUGCUGGGACUUUUACGUGUUGCAUUUAUCUUGGGAGUUAAUAAUACAUGCCAGGAUUCUCUGGAAAGGAGAAUAGGCGUGCAGCUCGAUUUGGCAACCCUGGAUGGUCUACUGAUACCCAAUUAUUCUGAUUCUGAUACUUUAUACAACACCCAUUGUGUUGAAAGGAUGAUUCAUUAUUUUGUAUCUUCUGAGCCAAGUGUAGCUUCUAUGUCUCCAUUAUCAGCUGACCUUGACACAUCACCAUUAUCCGGGCGAUUCAGGAGAGUUGCUAAAUUGGUAGAUAAUUAUUUAGCGGAGAUUGCUUCUGAUGUAAACUUGAAACCUGGAAAAUUACGUGCACUCGCAGAAGCAUUGCCAGAAUCCUCGAGAUCUUUGCAUGAUGGGCUAUACCGAGCACUGGAUAUAUACUUUAAGGCACAUCCCUGGCUUUCAGAUAAAGAGAGGGAGCAGCUUUGCAACAUUAUCGACUUUCAGAAACUCUCGAUUGAUGCUUGCGCACACGCAUCUCAAAACGAUAGGCUGCCACUCAGAGUCGUACUGCAGGUCUUGUUCUUCGAGCAGAUGCAGCUGCGGACGGCCUUAGCUGGCUGCCUAAAUGUUCUCGACGCUGAAAGCGCCCCUACAGCUCCUCUGGCCAUUCCUAAUGAAGCCGCUGGGCCAAGGGUCCAUCGGGAUGGAUGGGUGACAGUCAUUCGCGAGAACCAGGUGCUAAAAGUAGAUAUGGAACGGAUGAGGUCGAGAGUCGGGGAACUGGAAGAAGAGUUCAGCAAAAUCAAAGAAGAGAUGAAAAAGGCAACCAAGUCAAACAGUUACCUUAGCACUCCACGCCUUGUUCCUCGAGGGAUCGGGUGCAAACCACUUCCUCAGGCUUCAGAUGCUCAACAAGACGUCGUAAAGAGUGGGACACCAACUCCAAGAGCUUCAGUCGAGCAGGCACGAUCAUCCAUCCAGAUUCCUCGACAUAGAAAAAGUUCCUCCCUGGUUUGAGUAUUCUGUUUAGUAGAAGUUGGUAUCAUUCGAUUCGUGACUGCUUUUCUUGCAGCGAGCGGGCAACCUCGGGAAUAGGGGCUGCUUGGUUUCCUUCUCUUGCAGUGCGCAUGAAGCAAGACGACGCCAUAGUUGGAGAAGGUAAUGAAGCUUCUUUAAAUGUAGCAAAACAUAGCUUUAGAUGGUGAAGUGGGCUUGGGAAAAAAUUCUAGCAGAUGAGUAGUACCUUUGUUUUUUCUCUAAUAAUGCAGUCGAUGACAUCGAGUUUUUCACUAUCUACUAGAGUUUUUUCCCCGGUUUUCACCUCAUUUACAAAAGUUGAAUGUAUAGUUUGAAUCUUAUGUAUGUAGUUAUAAUUGUAUACAUUUACAAGUUGAAUAUAUUGUUUGUAAAGCAUAGAUUUUUCAA